Molecule: messenger RNA, 3746 nt
Organism: Caenorhabditis elegans
Lineage: Eukaryota; Metazoa; Nematoda; Chromadorea; Rhabditida; Rhabditidae
Gene: gcy-14
Product: Receptor-type guanylate cyclase gcy-14
Exons: 14
Coding region: 377-3712 (1111 amino acids)
Biological process (GO): intracellular signal transduction; response to metal ion; chemotaxis
Cellular component (GO): plasma membrane; cilium
Molecular function (GO): ATP binding; protein kinase activity; guanylate cyclase activity
Source: RefSeq, marked reviewed
AAUGUUUAAAUUAUAGAGAACCCAUCAAAACACAGGAAGUUUAAAAAUCGAAGUGAUGGUGCUCCCCUUUGGGAGAAAAUCCAUGUUUCAAAAGUACAAUAAUCUAAAAUUGAUCGCUAUCAAAAUUUUUGUUAUUACUACUCUUUUAAAAACAUAUUUAUGAUGUUUAAAAUGGAUACUUUCUAGGAAAAAAGUUGUAGUUUUUCUGGAUAAGCUUGCCUCUACUCACGCCUAAUCCUUUGCAAUAAAUUCUCUAGAAAAUUCUCAACCACUAGAUAAAUACUCAUUGAUGAUUAUUAAUAAAAUAUUGCAAGGUUUCAUUUUCCCCACCUUCAAUAAUGACUGGUUAUUUCACUUUGUUCAUUCAUCAUCUAACAUGUGCCUUUUCCUUUUACUGUUUCCAUAUUUGGCAUCUGGUCAAUUUCUACAAACUGUGAAAGUUGGUCUGUUGUUCUCAAAAGAUACUGCUUCUGUGAUGAGAGCUGUCGGUUAUCGAACAUCAGCUGCAGCGGUGUUAGUGGCAAGGGAUCGAAUUAGAGCUGAACAUCUUUUGGAUCAAUAUGAUUUUAAUUUCACUGUAAAAUUUGAUGAAUGCACUGAGGGUCUUGCUGGCGGAAAAACGGUGGAACUAAUAAACCAUGAUAAUGUAGACGUAAUCAUUGGUCCAACAUGUAAUCGAGCUGGAAUCGCAGUUGCCUCUCUAGCCGCAUACUACAAUGUUCCAGUCUUCCAAUGGGGGCUGACGACUGCAGCUGACAUUGGUAAUGUCAGUAGAUAUCCUACAACUGUCACAUUGUCACUUGAUACACACAGCAUGGCUCUCGGAGUCCGAGAGGUUUUGAGAAGAUUCGAAUGGGAUGAAUUUGUAUUUAUAUACUCAAACGAUGGUGAUGAAGAGAAAUGUGCCUCGAUGAAGGAUGAUUUGGAAAAAAUGGGAAUUGAGAACUCAGAUGUUACCCUUGCCUACAUGGUUCAGAUUCAGACAGUGACACUGGACGCCUUACAGAAAGCACUUACUGAAGUUUCAAAAAGAGGACGAAUCAUAAUUGCUUGUUUCGCUAAUGGACGGGGAUUCAAGAAAGCAUUUGUGGCAUCCACAGUGCUGGCUGGAAUGUCAACUGAUGAAUACAUGUACAUGUUUGCGGAACCUCAAUCCAGGGGUUUCUAUGUUGAUGAAAUAAAUGGUGGGGAGCACUAUUCCUGGGAUGACACUGAUGGGAAUUUUGUCACUGGUCUCACGCCUGAGCAAAUUCGAGACGCCUACGGAAAAGUGUUAUACAUAUGCGAUAACAUGGGGCUACCAACAACAAUCACACCAGAGUUUGCAAAUUUCUCAAGCCAAUUGAUCAGCCGGAUGACCGAACAGCCAUUCAAUUGCGUACAAGAUUGUUCAAAUUCGACAUAUAAAGUUCCGGCUACCUACGCCGGACAACUAUUCGAUGCCUUCUAUGCGUAUGGUGUUGCACUGAACAGAUCACUUACACAAGACCCAACGAGAGCAAAUUUGAAAAAUGGUUCAUUUGUACUCAGUGAUAUCGGAAUGUCAUUUCAAGGAGUCGGUGGAGGUACGGUAACACUAGAUGACACCGGAACACGAAUCGUUCAAGUUUAUAUGUUUGCUUUAAAUACUUCACUUCUCCCAUAUCUUGCCGCGAGUCUUGUGAUAAAUGGAUCUGAAGUGGAGUAUACUCCAUUUUAUAAAUCAGAGGCGGAUCUUUGGAGUGUUCGACCAUUGGCAAGGCCGAUAUGUGGGUUCUCUGGUUUAGAGUGCCCACCAGACUUCGUCAAAGAAUAUCUUGUUUAUACAAUUAUUGCGGCGGUUAUUGUAGUUUUGGCUCUAUUGGCUGGAUGUGCAGGGCUUCUGUAUACGAUGCAAAUGAAGAGAAAAGAAAUGGAACGUCAAGAUCUUCUCUGGCAAGUUCCAUUCAUCGAGCUUCAGCAGGUGCAAUCGAAAUCAAAAGCCGAGGCAAGUAUGCACUCAUUUGCAAGUGGACCCUCUACUUCCACAAAAAUAACCGUUGAAAGUCGCUCGGAAACUAUAAAUUUCAUUUUCUACUACUACCAACAGGAUAUUCUUGCGGCGAUGAAACACGACUUGAUCCUCCAAUUUGAUGCCGAACAAAAAGCAGAAUUUCGUCAAAUGAGAAACUUUGACAAUGAUAAUUUGAACAAGUUCAUUGGAUUAUGCCUUGAUGGACCCCAACUUUUUUCACUUUGGAGAUUUUGCUCAAGAGGAUCUUUAUCAGAUGUUAUCAGUAAAAGUUCAAUGCAAAUGGAUAGUUUCUUCAUGUUUUCCCUAAUUCGAGAUAUUUCAAAUGGACUUUUAUUCAUUCAUAACUCGUUCCUCAAAUGCCAUGGUCAUUUAACUUCCCGAUGCUGCCUAAUCGAUGACCGAUGGCAAAUCAAAAUAUCUGGUUAUGGAUUAAAAUCGGUUCGAACUUUUGAAAAUCCGAAGAAAGAAGAUCUUUUGUGGACUCCACCAGAAAAUCUGAGAAAUGAGAAUGAAGAAAGGCUUCCUGAAGGUGAUAUCUAUAGCUUUGGAAUUAUUUGCUCGGAGAUUCUAACAAGAUCGUCGGCUUUUGAUCUGGAAAAUCGAAAAGAGAAGCCAGAUGUAAUAAUCUAUCAAGUGAAGAAGGGAGGUCAUAAUCCAAUGAGACCAUCAUUAGACACAGGAGAAACUGUUGAAAUUAAUCCAGCACUGCUGCACCUGAUCCGAGAUUGCUGGACUGAAAGACCAUCAGAACGACCAUCAAUUGAACAAGUCAGGGGUCAUUUAAAUGGAAUGAGAGAUGGAAGGAAAUCAAAUUUAAUGGAUCAUGUGUUCAAUAUGCUUGAAACUUAUGCAUCAACACUUGAAGAAGAAGUAUCCGAUCGAACGAAAGAACUGGUUGAAGAGAAAAAGAAAUCGGAUGUUUUACUGUACAGAAUGUUGCCGAAAAUGGUGGCUGACAAACUGAAGCUGGGACAAACUGUUGAACCUGAAACUUUUGAGCAAGUCACUAUAUUCUUCUCGGAUGUAGUCCAAUUCACGACUUUGGCUGGGAAGUGCACGCCGUUGCAAGUAGUCACACUUCUCAAUGACUUGUACACAAUUUUUGAUGGAAUUAUUGAGCAGAAUGAUGUUUACAAGGUGGAAACAAUUGGAGAUGGAUAUCUAUGUGUAUCUGGAUUACCACAUCGAAAUGGAAAUGAACAUAUUCGUCACAUUGCUCGAAUGUCUCUUGGAUUCUUGUCCAGCUUGGAGUUCUUCCGAGUUCAGCAUUUACCAUCUGAGCGUAUCAAUCUAAGAAUCGGAAUUAAUUGUGGUUCCGUGGUUGCCGGAGUCGUUGGUUUAACAAUGCCACGAUACUGUCUAUUUGGAGAUGCAGUUAACACAGCAAGCCGGAUGGAGAGUAAUGGGAAACCCGGAAAAAUCCACGUGACUGCUGAAGCGAAUCAAAUGUUAACUCAAGUCGUUGGUGGAUUCAGGACAGAAUCUCGAGGAGAAGUUAUAAUUAAAGGGAAAGGAGUUAUGGAGACAUAUUGGCUUCUAGGAGAACAAUCUAGAAUUAGUGUUUCUGCUCAGGCACCGCGAGAAAAGACACCAGAACCGCCUCGUCGGCAAUCUGUUCGGAGCAUAUCUCCAAUUAUUGAAAAAAUGUCAGAGGAAACUCAGAAGGGAUUGUAUUCUGCUUACAAGGAUUUUAAUAAUGGCAACGAAUGUGUUUCAUAAGUCUAACAAAAAUAAUAAAAAUGAUUUCACUUAA